AUGGUGCCUGGAGCCAUUUGGAAGAGUAACUGCCAGGAGUGUGUCUGUGACCCAUUCUCUGUUACUGUACAAUGUAAGUCACUUACAUGUCAGACACCCGAGACACAAGUGUGUGAGAAAGAAGGAUUUAUACCUGUCCCAGUGUUGACACCAGAAGAUCCAUGCUGUCCUGAAAUUGAAUGCAGAUGCAAUACAAGCACCUGCUCCCAGGCCAAGAAGACUUGUGAGCCAGGGUAUCAGCUAGUCACUAUCCUUUCAGAAGGAGAUUGCUGUGUCAAUUAUACAUGUGAAUCAAUACCAGAUGUCUGUGUGCUUAAUGGAACUAUUUACCAGGCUGGAACGUCUGUUCCAAUGGACCCUUGUAAGACGUGUACCUGCAGUUCUGAAGUAGAUCCGGUCUCCAACAGAAACCUUCUGCAAUGUGAGCCAGUCCACUGUGACACUACUUGCCCCCUGGGCUAUGAAUACGUGAUGAAAGAUGGAAAGUGCUGUGGAGAGUGUGUCCAGGUGGCUUGCACAAUCAAGCUGACUAACAACACUGUCCAAGUCCUCAGGCCGGGUGAUAUCUGGAAGCCUGAAGAUAAUCCGUGCAGCUUUUACAAAUGUGAAGAAGUUGAAGAUCAGCUUGUUUCAGUCACUGUUCUGAGAACAUGUCCUGCCUUUGACCCAGAGAACUGCAAGCCUGAUGAUGUACAGCUGACUGCUGAUGGCUGCUGCAAAAUCUGUACCUCUGAAUCAGCAAACUGCAAGGUUAACAAGAACUCAACUGUGAUCCGCCACAAUGAUUGUGAAUCUUCUGAGCCUAUUGAACUGACGUACUGCGAAGGUGUUUGUGCCAGCUCCUCAAUGUAUUCCUUUGAAACACAGCAGAUGCAACACAAGUGUGCCUGCUGCCAGGAACUCAACAGCCACAAGAGAAAGGUGACCCUGACAUGCAGCAAUGGAACAAGCAUGGAUUAUGACUAUGUCUAUGUGGAACAGUGCCAAUGCAUGACUGCGUGCAUUUCAGAAACCACAACCACACAACAGCUCCAACAGGAACAAGAGCAGAAAAGAACAAGAUGAUCAUAGGAAAAAAGAACCCAAGAAGUCUGAAGCAGUUAAAAUCAAAAGCAAUAUAGAUAAAAUAACCUGUGCACCAGCUCAAAACUCUGUUUCUUACUUA
Gopherus evgoodei (Goodes thornscrub tortoise) is the source of this 1165-nucleotide messenger RNA. RefSeq names its product mucin-5B-like. Gene Ontology annotation, molecular function: protein binding. The record is from RefSeq and is a predicted model, not a curated record. The coding region runs from base 1 to 1065 and encodes 354 amino acids. Gene Ontology annotation, cellular component: extracellular matrix. NCBI's taxonomy places the organism in Eukaryota, Metazoa, Chordata, Testudines, Testudinidae. The transcript has 10 exons.